Molecule: messenger RNA, 2616 nt
Organism: Xiphias gladius (swordfish)
Lineage: Eukaryota; Metazoa; Chordata; Actinopteri; Istiophoriformes; Xiphiidae
Gene: gldn
Product: gliomedin
Exons: 10
Coding region: 169-1884 (571 amino acids)
Biological process (GO): signal transduction
Cellular component (GO): cell surface
Source: RefSeq, a predicted model, not a curated record
UACACAUAACCCCUUCUUCACUUGGCGAACAACACAACAAGCACUGUGCGACCAGUCUGCCUUCAGAUAGACCACUGUGGAGCACAGACUAUGUAGCUGACUGGACUCUGUUUGGAGCUUUCAAAUAAUCUGAACAGCACCUUGAAAAGAGGAGGUGAAGGUGUAACCAUGUGGAUCCCGACACCCAGCAUGACUAUCCCUCAGCGGAUGGUGCUAUAUGGGACGUGUGUUGUGGCGUUGAUGAACUCCGUGGGCCUUCUGGUGCUCCUGGUCCAGCAGAAUCAGCAACGUGCCUGGCUGGAGCAGACAGAGGCGAGGCUGACGGAGGUGGAGCAAAGCUCGGUGGUGGAGUUCCUCCAGGAGGUGCCAGCGGGAGCGGCGGGGGUGCGAAGGAAAGCGGGGGAAGAUCCGCAACACCAAUAUCAAUACCAGUACUCCAGGAGUAAGAGGAGCGACGAGCUGGAGAAGGAGCUGCAGCAGCAGCCGCGGGAGCUUCACCGGGAGGAGGGACGGGAGCUCUAUCAGCAGGAGGCCAGCCAGGAGGUGGGAGAGGAAACAGAGAAGAAGAUGAAGCAUGAGCCGAAGCACAAGUUCCGACACAGCCAGAGCUACCACAAGGCGCAUGUGCAGGACGACAUGAUGACGAUGAUGACUUACUCCAUGGUCCCGAUCAAAUUGUUGAUCGACAUUUGCAACAGCACCAAAGGAGUCUGCAUAGCUGGACCUCCAGGACCGCCUGGUUUGCCUGGUGCUGACGGUUUGCCUGGCCACAAUGGGACUGAUGGCAUGCCAGGACUGAAUGGACUGCCUGGGGCUGAUGGGAAAAGAGGAAAAAAAGGGCCGCCAGGUGAGAAAGGAGAACCGGGUGAAAAAGGGGAGCAAGGAGAGCCUGGUCCGCCUGGAGAGAAGGGACAACCAUCUAAUGACGUCCUUAUUGAGGGUCCUCCUGGGCCUCCAGGACCUCCUGGGCCCAUGGGCCCUCCUGGACCUCCUGGUCCUCAAGGUCCUCCCAGAACAAGGCAUCACAGAGCCCACCUUCACGCUGCUCAGACCCUGGGGCUGUUACACGCAGUUCCAAAUGAUGAAACUUCAUCUGUGAAGGAGGCCGUGAAACUACACAAGAAGCCUGCCAAGAAGAACGAGUGCCUGAUUAGGUCUCUGAUCAACCCCAGGAAUGUGACAAAGAUGGAGAGCACAUUUGGCACAUGGAUGAAAGACACCGCUCAGCUGAACGAUGAGCGAAUAUGGGUGGCAGAACACUUUUCCGGUCGUGUGGUGAAGGUGUAUAAAAGCAUCGCCUCCUUCCAGAAUAACAACAGUGACACUGUGGAUGUUAGAAAGUUCUAUCAGGGCUGUGGCCACACAGUUCACAAUGGUUCCUUCUAUUAUCAUGUUGCUGGUACGUCCAGCAUUGCCAGAUUUGACUUUCACACCAAGAGGCUUCACACUCUCACUAUAGACAACGCUUUGUACCACAACCUUGCCUACCUGCUCCACAACUCCAAGACCUACUUCAAACUCGCAACAGAUGAGAAUGGCUUGUGGCUGAUCUUUGCCUCCAGUGUAGAUGAGAGCAUCAUGGUGGCCCAGCUGGACCAGAAGACCUUUUCCGUCACGUCCUACAUAAACACCACCUACCCCUGCACCAAGGCCGGCAACGCCUUCAUUGCCUGUGGUGUCCUGUAUGUCACCGACACCAAGGACACCAGAGUCACCUUUGCUUAUGACCUGCUAAAGGGGAAGCCGGUCAAUAUGACCUUUGACCUGAGGUCUCCGGGGGGAGUGCUGGCAAUGCUCUCCUACAGCCCAAAGGACAGACACCUGUAUGUGUGGGACCACAGCUACAUAAGGGUCUAUGUGGUCCACUUCAUAUCUGAUGAGUGAAAAACACAGUCUGAAGAUGACAGACGACAUACAGACAUGCCUGCUGACUACUCCACGUAGAUGAAAUGUAUUCACUCCAUUCACUAUUCACUCCAUCUUUCAAAAUGGGUCGUACUUAGGUUUUCCAGAGAGAGGUGUACACAUCACAGUCUAAGCUUUAUCCCCCUGUCGGAUGUUUUAGUUGGCUGUUAAGAAUCACAGUUUUUCUCAAGGUAAUCAGUGUUUGGUCAAUAAUUGUGAUAUUGUCAAAAAUAAAGACUGCUGUAUUUAUAUCCUAUUUUCAACGUAUAUGUGAGAUUUUGGAGUUACUAACGGUGUGAAAUCAUUUGGUAUCAAACAGUUCACUUUUGUGUCCAUCUGUGUUGUAAGUUGUUAAAUUAUUUUGUGUGCUUGCAUGGCAGUUAUCUUUCAUGUAUUUUUAUACAGAUGUACAUGUGACCCCCCCCCAAAUAUAUUCUGUACAUAGAGGCAGUCCACUUGCCUUUGUAGUGAAGCAGCAUGGUCCCUGGUUACUUAUUCCUCUUGACAGAAAAUUAAGAAAACAGUGCUAAAUCACCCUGAUGAAAUAAAAAGAAUUUAUUCACUUUACAAAGGUAAAACUCUGACCAUGACCUGUUCUCUCACACACCUUCAGGCUCAAGUGCCCUAGUAAGUGUCUAUCCAUGAUAUCGACUUCUUUUGCAUUAUGACACAGACACACACACACACACACACACACACACACACACACAC